This is a messenger RNA of Phyllostomus discolor (pale spear-nosed bat), 1132 nucleotides long. RefSeq names its product matrix metallopeptidase 7 (gene MMP7). Bases 65 to 856 code for a protein of 263 amino acids. NCBI's taxonomy places the organism in Eukaryota, Metazoa, Chordata, Mammalia, Chiroptera, Phyllostomidae. Gene Ontology annotation, molecular function: zinc ion binding; metalloendopeptidase activity. The transcript is spliced from 6 exons. The record is from RefSeq and is a predicted model, not a curated record. Gene Ontology annotation, biological process: collagen catabolic process; proteolysis; extracellular matrix organization. Gene Ontology annotation, cellular component: extracellular matrix.
CUCCAGCCUCUGGAAAAAAACACUAAACCAACCAUAGAUCUGAAAACAAUCUCUGGACCCAGCGAUGCAGCUGGCCGUGCUAUGCGUUGUGUGUCUGCUGCCCAGCAGCCUGGCUCUGCCACUUCCCCCGGAGGCAGGAGGCGUGAGUGAGCCACAGUGGGAACAGGCUCAGAACUACCUCAAGAAAUUUUAUCCAUAUGACUCAAAAACAAGGGAUGGCAACAGUUUAGAAGCCAAACUCAAGGAGAUGCAAAAAUUCUUUCACCUGCCUAUAACUGGAAUAUUAAACUCCCACAUCAUAAAAAUAAUGCAGAAGCCCAGAUGUGGAAUGCCAGAUGUUGCAGCAUACUCACUAUUCCCAGACAGCCCAAAAUGGACUUCCAGAGUAGUCACCUACAGGAUCAUGUCAUAUACUCGAGACUUACCACCAUACAAAGUGAAUCAGUUGGUAGCAAAGGCCUUCGAAUUGUGGAGCAAAGAGAUCCCACUGAACUUCAAGAGAAUUAGAUUGGGAACUGCUGAUAUCAUGAUUGGCUUUGCAAGAGGAGCUCACGGGGAUGCCUACCCAUUUGAUGGACCAGGAAACACACUGGCUCAUGCCUUUGCACCGGGACCAGGCCUGGGAGGAGAUGCCCACUUUGAUGAGGAUGAACGCUGGACCGAUGGUAGCAGUAUAGGAAUUAACUUCCUGUAUGCUGCUACUCACGAACUUGGCCAUUCUUUGGGUCUCGGUCAUUCAUCUGAUCCUAAUGCUGUGAUGUAUCCAACCUAUGAAAACAGAGAUUCUGAGGAUUUCAGGCUUUCACAGGAUGAUAUUGAGGGAAUUCAGAAAUUAUAUGGGGAAAGAAGUGAUUGAAGAAAGGGUUAGAAACUUCUGGGAGAACACUCAUUCGUUGGAUUCUAAUCCAUUGUUUGCCAACCCAAAUCGGAGAACACUGUUCCUGCACCCCGUUUAGCACUUAUUUUACCUUUCCUUGUACUAUGGUUGGUUUUUGCAUGUCUCUGUUCCUCUGGAAAUAAGUUUUUUAUGGCACAAGUGUGUCUUACUCCUCUUUGUCUCUCUCUUCAAGCGACUUACACUUAGAAGAUGUCAGUGAAUGUUAAACAAAUAAAAUGUUAUUUCAUAGGAAAA